GGUCGCAGCGAACAAAGCGCGUGCAGGUCUGACCGUGUCCGACAUACAGCGCCUCGCUUCACCUACCACAACUUCUGCCUAGGUUCCCUCUUGGGCCCCCAGCUUCACAGAGUCCGAGCACUUGUGCUUGCUGAACGUAAUAACAGCAUUUGACGCCAGAAACACAGACGAAGCCCACCAACGUGGUCGCCAUAGUUCAUUCAAAAUUCACACUUGGCCCAACCUGUCGGACUAUAGUUGGUCCCGCUCUUGCAGCAGGGGCGUAUAGUUGUGGGCAUGCCCAGACACCUGCAGCUCAUAGCAUACUGGCAUUGUACUAUAGCUGACAGCCAACUUGAGGGCGGUUGGUCCAUUUCAAGCUGCCAUUGCGUAAGUUGCACAAGUUAAAGGGGCGACAAUGCUGCGCUUAAUUAUGCUGAUAGCUUCAGCAUUAUUGCUGGACACGACGUUUGUCACCGCCCAAAGUUCAGACCAGAACACUUGGGAAGGCAUGGUGCGCAGCCCCAACGGCGCAAACUGCGUGCAGAAGUACAGCACGCUCAUCGAGCCCUUUUACGCCAUCGAGGGCUGCGCGACACUGGUCAGGUCCGCACUCGGUGUGGCCACCGUGAAGGCCGACUGCCCUUCCACCGCCACGGGCUCUACCGUCUGGGUGUGCAUGAGUGGCUGGAACGGCACGGCUGUGGACCAGGCCAGAAUUGCUGCAUGGGCAGACUUCGUCAGCAGCUGUGAAAUCAUGUACAUCGUGCAGUGCAAUCCUGCUGAGUCUGAAGACGGGUUCACGUUUCGUGACAAUUCGUGCUUCCCGCGCUUCAUCACCACAGCCGACUUUACAACAUACUUGUCCACGCCUCCCUACUCUAUCGGGCCCAACCCGUCGCCCGGAUCCACUCCCACGCCCGGCCCAUCUUCGUCUCCCGCACCCACUCCCACGCCCGGCCCAUCUUCGUCUCCCGCACCCACUCCAACGCCCGGCCCAUCUUCGUCUCCCGCACCCACUCCAACGCCCGGCCCAUCUUCGUCUCCCGCAUACACUCCAACGCCCGGCCCAUCUUCGUCUCCCGCACCCACUCCAACGCCCGGCCCAUCUUCGUCUCCCGCACCCGAGCCCGGCACUGGUUUCCAGGGGCCCAGCAAGAAGCCCUCCCGCCGGAAUCGGCCGCCGCCCAAGGGCAAACGCAGCGGCCGGCGCUCGCCGCCGCCUCGCCCCUCGCCGCGGCAGCGCGGCUAGGCCGCCGAGCACGCUUGUGUGCAGUGCGCCGUAUGCGGUACUAAGAACACAUGUUGAUGCACCGCGUAUGGCAGGUUAGCAGAUGCCUGUGGCGUGUGGUGGUGGCUGUGUAUGCGUCAACUCCUGCAGCCUGCGUCGAUGCAUGGACAGAACAUUAUUGUGUCGGGCGCUGCGGCGUUGUUUCUAAUUUUUGCUAGGAGUUGUGCAGGCGGGGCAGCUCCGUGGCCGUGGAUACCCGCCCUCACCGUCCGUGACUUGGGUGCACUGCAAAAACGUUGAUGCGUCUCAUGGGAAUGCUGCAUUGAUUGGCGAAACCCACACACGCAGCCUGAGCACCUGAGCAGCCGCACAUUGUAAGGUCUGUCCUAG
Molecule: messenger RNA, 1600 nt
Organism: Chlamydomonas reinhardtii
Lineage: Eukaryota; Viridiplantae; Chlorophyta; Chlorophyceae; Chlamydomonadales; Chlamydomonadaceae
Exons: 4
Coding region: 413-1231 (272 amino acids)
Source: RefSeq, a predicted model, not a curated record